AUGACGACCCGAUCGCUUCCGGACAACAGCAGCUCUGCCUUCGACUACAUCAUCGUGGGCGGAGGCACCGCUGGCUGCGUGAUUGCGUCUCGACUCUCUUCCUAUCUGCCUGAGCGCCGUAUCCUCCUCGUCGAGGCCGGCCCCUCUGAUUUCAACCUCAACCAUGUCCUUAACCUGCGAGAGUGGCUGAGUCUGCUUGGCGGCGAGCUGGACUACGACUACGGCACGACAGAGCAGCCCAUGGGUAACAGCCAUAUCCGCCACUCUCGAGCCAAGGUCCUUGGAGGCUGCUCGUCUCACAAUACUCUCAUCUCUUUCCGCCCUUUCCGCCAUGAUAUGGAUCGUUGGGUUGCCCAGGGCUGCAAGGGCUGGACCUUUGAAAAUGUCACUCGACACGUUGACAAUCUGCGCAACACUUUCCAGCCAGUGCAUGCCCGCCACCGCAAUCAGUUGUGCAAGGACUGGGUUCAAGCCUGUUCCUCUGCUCUCGACAUUCCCGUUAUUCAUGACUUCAAUACUGAGAUCCGCGAGACGGGCCAGCUAACCCAGGGCGCCGGCUUCUUCAACGUUUCCUACAACCCGGAUAACGGCCGCCGAAGCAGCGCAUCCGUCGCUUACAUCCACCCCAUCCUUCGGGGAGAAGAGAGACGGCCAAAUCUGACAAUUUUGACCGAAGCUCAUGUCUCCAAAGUCUUGGUCGAAAACGAUGUCGCGAGCGGUAUUGCUCUUCACCUGGCAGGUGGUCAGAAGGUGGUACUCAAGCCCCGAAAAGAAAUCAUCCUUUGCGCUGGCGCUGUUGACACACCCCGUCUGAUGCUUCACUCUGGCCUUGGCCCGCGCUCACAGCUCGAAGAUCUUGGAAUUCCCGUUGUCAAGGAUAUUCCUGGAGUUGGCGAAAACUUGCUGGACCACCCAGAGACCAUCAUCAUGUGGGAGCUCAACAAGCCGGUUCCCCCCAACCAGACCACCAUGGAUUCUGAUGCCGGUGUCUUCAUCCGCCGAGAGCCAACCAACGCCGCGGGCAACGACGGAAACGCUGCCGACAUCAUGAUGCACUGCUACCAGAUUCCCUUCACCCUCAACACCGAGCGUCUGGGCUAUCGCAAAAUCCAGGACGGCUAUGCAUUCUGUAUGACUCCCAACAUCCCCCGACCGAGAUCUCGCGGCCGCAUCUACCUGACCUCUGCAGACCCUGCCGUCAAGCCUGCCCUGGAUUUCCGCUAUUUCACCGACCCCGAAGGCUACGACGCUGCCACCUUCGUUGCCGGCAUCAAGGCUGCCCGUAAAAUCGCUCAGCAAAGCCCCUUCAAAGAAUGGUUGAAGGAAGAGGUUGCUCCCGGCCCCAAGGUGCAGACGGACGAGCAGAUCAGCGAAUACGCUCGCCGCGCCGCUCAUACUGUCUACCACCCUGCAGGCACCACCAAGAUGGGCGAUGUAACCAAGGACGAGGCCGCAGUCGUGGACCACGAGCUAAAGGUUCGAGGGAUCAAGAAUCUGCGCAUUGCUGACGCUGGCGUCUUCCCCGAGAUGCCCUCCAUCAAUCCCAUGCUCACAGUGCUGGCCAUUGGCGAGCGAGCAGCUGAGCUGAUUGCUAUGGAAGAGGGCUGGAAGCCCAAGACUUCAAGACUAUAG
Trichoderma gamsii is the source of this 1632-nucleotide messenger RNA. Its product is annotated as choline dehydrogenase. The record is from RefSeq and is a predicted model, not a curated record. The coding region runs from base 1 to 1632 and encodes 543 amino acids. The transcript has a single exon. Gene Ontology annotation, molecular function: oxidoreductase activity, acting on CH-OH group of donors; flavin adenine dinucleotide binding. Lineage: Eukaryota; Fungi; Ascomycota; Sordariomycetes; Hypocreales; Hypocreaceae.